AUGGAUGCCCACGCACAGGGAGGGUGCAGCCUCGAGAUGCAGGCUGAAGGCACGGGCCAAACAGUGGGAGAGGGGCCAGGAACCUGGACGUGCCCCCAGGCAUCCCCACCGACACUGCCUGAGGAGGAACAUGGAGAGAGGCUGGUAGAACUGCACACCUCCUUCAGGGAGCUGGUCACCUUCUUCUGCACCAACUCCACUAUCCACGGCACCAUCCGCCUUGUUUGCUCCAGCCAGAACCGCCUCAAGACAGCCUCCUGGGGGCUGCUGCUGGCAGGAGCCCUGGGCGUGCUCUACUGGCAGUUCGCACUCCUCUUCGAGCAGUACUGGCGUUACCCGGUCAUCAUGACGGUGUCCGUGCACUCGGAGCGCAAGCUCUUCCCAUCGGUCACUCUGUGUGACAUGAACCCACACCGGCCACACUUAGCCCGCCACCAUCUGCGGGUUCUGGAUGACUUUGCCCGGGAGAACAUCUACUCCCUGUAUCGGUUCAACUUUAGCGACAGCAGGGAUGCCCCGGGGGCCGAGGUCCCAGGUCCAGAGCCUGCCUUCCAGCUGGACCGUAGGAUCCACCUCCAGAGGCUGAGGCCCUUGGACGGCCAGAACAGAGUGGGCUUCGAACUGUGUAACAGCACUGGCGGCGACUGUGUUCAGCGGGCCUUCUCCUCCGGUGUGGUGGCCGCCCAGGAGUGGUACCGCUUCCACUACAUAAACAUCCUGGCCCUGCUGCCCGCUGCUCACGAGGACAGCCACGGCAGCCACUUUGUCUUCUCCUGCCGCUACGACGACCGGGACUGCCAUGCCCGGCACUUCCAGACAUCCCACCACCCCACCUACGGCAGCUGCUACACCUUCAACGGUGUCUGGGCCGCACAACGGCCGGGCGUCACCCACAGUGAGUGCCAGCCGGGACUGGGUGCGGGUGGGGUGUCCAGGCCGACCUGGCCUCACCCCUGGCCUCCCCCAGGGAUCAGCCUGGUCCUCAGGGCUGAGCAGCAGGACCACCUCCCUCUGCUGUCCACGAAGGCCGGCAUCAAGGUCAUGAUCCACCCACAAGACCACACACCCUUCCUGGAGCACCAGGGCUUCAGCAUCCGGCCAGGGACGGAGACCACCAUUGACAUCCGUGAGGACGAGGUGCACCGGCUCGGGAGCCCCUAUGGGCAGUGCAUGGACAGUACAGGCAGCAUGGACGUGCAGCUACUGUACAACACCUCCUACACCAGGCAGGCAUGUCUGGCCUCCUGCUUUCAGCAUCUGAUGGUGGAGACCUGCUCCUGCGGCUACUUCUUCUACCCUCUGCCGGUGGGGGCCGAGUACUGCAGCUACAUGCGGCACCCAGCCUGGGGUCACUGCUUCCAUCGCCUCUACCAGAAACUGAAGACCCACCAGCUUCCCUGCACCACCCGAUGCCCGCGGCCUUGCAGAGAGUCUUCGUACAAGCUUUCUGCCGGGACCUCCAGAUGGCCUUCCUCCACAUCAGCCGACUGGGUCCUGGCUGUGCUGGGUGAGCCGAGCCGAUGGAACCCAUGGCCACCUUCUGCCUCUAUCAAAUCCUGGCCGCUGUCCCUGCCCUCGCCCUCCAGGGCCUGCACAGAGGGCCCCACCCGCAGGUCUGGGGCUCAGCCCCUCUCACCUGCACCCUGCCCCAGGAUCAGCCUGGCCAAGGUGAACAUUUUCUAUCAGGAGCUCAACUACCGCACGGUGGAUGAGACGCCGGUCUACUCGGUGCCACAGCUGCUCUCAGCCAUGGGCAGCCUCUGGAGCCUGUGGUUCGGCUCCUCGGUCCUCUCGGUCGUGGAGGUGCUAGAGCUGCUGCUGGACGCCAUGGCCCUCGCCCUACUGCUGUGCUGCCGCUGGCUCCGCGGGUCUCAGGGCCAGCCCAGGGCGGCCACAAGGGUGCCCCCUCCAAGCCAGAGGCCAGCCAGUGGACCAGUGGCUGCAGGCACAACGUCGAAUGCCCUGGGGCCCAGCUGCCUUCACCUCCCACGAUGCUGCCGGGACUUCAGCAGGAGUCUCGGCUGA
Molecule: messenger RNA, 2025 nt
Organism: Budorcas taxicolor (takin)
Lineage: Eukaryota; Metazoa; Chordata; Mammalia; Artiodactyla; Bovidae
Gene: SCNN1D
Product: sodium channel epithelial 1 subunit delta
Exons: 11
Coding region: 1-2025 (674 amino acids)
Biological process (GO): sodium ion transmembrane transport
Cellular component (GO): membrane
Molecular function (GO): ligand-gated sodium channel activity
Source: RefSeq, a predicted model, not a curated record